AUGUCAUCCUCGACGCCAAACCCUAAUGGACACUGCCCUGUAGUGGAGCUCAACUUCAAAGGUGUAUUUCUUCGAAAUCCUUUCUCGUAUAAACUUGGUAAGCCCUUAUUAUAUGGGAUAGCUGCUAUUGCUAAUGAUAGAGACUACGCUUCUUUCAUUUUUGAUGCUUAUGGGUCCGAUGGUAUAAUUCCCAUUUAUGUGGACCGUGAUGGUCAAAGAAUAGAGGGAUGGUUUGGCUCUGAGAUAGAAGAGGAAGAAGAUAGUGACGAUUCAUGCAUUGAUAGCAGUGAAAAUGAAGAAGAAAUUGAAAACCUUAGAGAUGUGGAGAUGGACUUUAAUGAUGAUGAAGUCAUUAUGAACAUAACAAAAGGUGAUGAUUUUGUUUGA
Molecule: messenger RNA, 387 nt
Organism: Lactuca saligna
Lineage: Eukaryota; Viridiplantae; Streptophyta; Magnoliopsida; Asterales; Asteraceae
Source: the annotation of a GenBank genome assembly